Molecule: messenger RNA, 507 nt
Organism: Brassica oleracea var. oleracea
Lineage: Eukaryota; Viridiplantae; Streptophyta; Magnoliopsida; Brassicales; Brassicaceae
Product: coiled-coil domain-containing protein 94 homolog
Exons: 1
Coding region: 1-507 (168 amino acids)
Biological process (GO): mRNA splicing, via spliceosome
Cellular component (GO): U2-type catalytic step 1 spliceosome
Source: RefSeq, a predicted model, not a curated record
AUGACAAUCAAAACCGAUCCAAAGAACUCGGGUUAUGUUGUCAAAUCAGGUGCAAUUGGCCCUUAUAAUGGACACGAGGAGGAGGAAGAGAAGCAUGAGGUAGCUGAAAACGCAUUGGAGUCGUUAGAGAAGAGAACUAAGGUAUCUAAAAGAGAGAUUGAAGUUAUGGCUGCGCUUGAUGAGAUGAAGUCUAUGAAGUCUAGAAGAGCUUCCGUGAGCGUAGACUCAAUGCUCGAGGCAUUGAAUAGAAGAAAAGAACAAGAAGAAGAGAACGUGGAGGAAGAAUUUCUUAUUAAGUCGAUAAAAUUUGGUAAGCGGUCUACGAUUGAUCAAGAGAAAAACGAUGAGGUUUUGGAUGAGAAAAAGAAGCCUAAGAAACGUGUCUGCGGUACAUCUACCGCUCAUAUCUCUUCGGUUCGCAUAGUCGCAAAGAAGACUGCAGAGCUACCACGGGAACUCGAAGCAUUGUGUCACAACUAUGGCACAAACAGCGACGAGGAGAAGUGA